AUGCAACCCAAGAGUCUUCAACAUGAUGAACUGGCCGCGCUGAUUCCUGAUGGUCGUCCGGGCGCAUCUCCCCUUGUUGCGAUAGUUGGUAUGGCAAUGAGACUCCCCGGCGGUGUUCGGACAACCGAAGACUUCUGGCAGUUUUUGAUAAACAAAAGGGAUGGACACUGCGAGGUUCCCAAGAUGAGAUAUGGGAUAGAUGGUUUCUACAACGCACACGACGAACGUUACACCCAUACAAGACAUGGUUACUUUCUGCCUGAAGACCCGGCCUACUUCGACGCGCCGUUUUUCUCGGUGACUGAGCAGGAUGCAUCUACUAUGGAUCCACAGCAGCGAUUGCUCUUAGAGGUGGUAUGGGAGUGUCUUGAGAAUGCAGGGGAAACAAAUUGGGAAGGUAAAAAUAUUGGCUGCUAUGUCGGUGUAUUCGGGGAAGACUGGCUAGGUCUCUCUCAUGGAGAUCCACUCAGUAUUGAUAGAUCUCAUGCAAUAAGCACAGGAAGCUAUGCCUUGGCUAAUACAGUUUCAUAUAAGUUUGAUUUGCGCGGCCCAAGUAUGACUAUCCAGACAGGGUGUUCAUCGUCAAUGGUUGGAAUCCAUGAAGCAUGCCAGUCGUUGGCUACCGGAGCAUGUUCAUCAGCCAUUGUUGCUGGUACAAAUCUGAUCCUCAGUCCAUCAAUGACGACAAGUAUGUCUGGUAACAUGGUGCUGUCAACUAGUGGCGUAUGUCGGACAUUUGAUGCAGAAGCUGACGGCUAUGGACGUGGCGAGGCAAUAAAUGCCCUUUAUCUGAAGCCGCUUGGGGACGCAAUCAAGGCAAAUGAUGCAAUCAGAGCGAUAAUUCGCUCAACUGCGGCUAAUUCUGACGGAGGAACAUCAAGUAUUGCCGUUCCCUCAAUAAUAGCCCAGGAACACCUGAUCUUGGAUGCUUAUCGGAGAGGAAAUAUCAAUGACCUAUCAGAAACUGCCUUUGUCGAAUGCCAUGGAACGGGCACACGCGCGGGGGAUCAAGUUGAGACAACAGCAGUGGCCAACGUGUUUGAGGGACAGGAGAUUGUGAUAGGAGCAGUAAAACCUAAUUUUGGACAUUCAGAAGGUGCAUCGGGAAUCACAAGCGUGAUUAAAGCUUGGCUUGGUGGUCCCAGUAGAGCCUAUGAACUGGCCGGCCGGCGUCGAAGAAGGGUCAGCGUGAAUGCCUUCGGCAUCGGUGGCACCAAUGCCCAUGUUAUCCUGGACUCUGCGCACGAUGUAUGCGCAAAAGACCCGGCACAGGGUUGUAUUGGCCCCGAAAAUGAUGUCAAACUUCUUGUUAUUUCGGCCCAAGAUGCGAAAAGUCUAAAGGCUCGCAUCGAUCAGGUAACAGAUUAUGCGAAUCGCCAUCCCGAAAGGAGCCAAGACCUUUCAUUCACCUUGGGUGUACGGCGAAAACAUUUAGCACACCGCGCGUUUGCUGUUUAUGAUCCAACAUCUCCCCUCUCACCUUCUGAUUUUCAGUCUGCUCAUCCACACGUAUCGGCUCAGUUAACAUUUGUAUUUACAGGCCAGGGAGCUCAGUGGCCUGGUAUGGGCCAAGGAUUGAUCAAGGCAUAUCAAUGUUUUAAAAUGGACAUACUAGAGCUAGAAAACGUCCUAAGGAGUAUUGAAGACCCACCCCAAUGGUCCCUGAUGGAGGAGCUUAGCUGUGCCACAGCGUCACGCAUUAACGAAGCUGAAUUCUGCCAACCACUAUGUACCGCGGUACAAAUUGGCGUGGUUAACCUGCUUGCGGCGUGGGGCAUAAGGCCAGCCUCUGUGGUUGGCCAUUCUAGCGGAGAGAUAGCAGCGGCUUAUGCGGCUGGUGCAAUAUCAGCUAGGUCUGCGAUCAUCCUUGCAUACUAUCGCGGAAAGCUAGCACAGGCUCAGAAAGGCACCGGCGGUAUGGCAAGCAUUGGACUUGGCAGUGACGAGGUGUCUCCGUAUCUUGUUGAUGGAGUUGUAAUUGCAUGCAAAAAUAGCCCGCAGAGUGUCACAAUUUCUGGGGAACAAGGUCAAAUAGAUCAGAUGGUGAGAAACAUCCAGAAUGAUCUCCCGGAUACGUUCUGCAGAAAGCUCCAAUUGGACAUGGCAUAUCAUUCACAUUACAUGGCGGCCGUGGGACCCAUUUAUGAGAAGUCUAUAUCAAAUCACCUCCAGCUCCAUCAGCAGAUGCUGCCUAUGUUCUCAAGUGUUGAUGUGAGGAUGAUCACAGACCCUCAAACCUUGAAUGCUGCCUACUGGCGACGGAACCUCGAAUCUACCGUUCUUUUCUCAGAUGCUAUCAGUUCCCUAUUUGCUGAGAGGCAUAAAAAACAUAUCCUGGUUGAGAUAGGACCGCACUGCGCCUUAUCAGCACCCAUACAGCAGAUUAUCCGAGCCUAUGACUUGAAAAUAUGUCCUGCAUAUAUACCAACUUUAUUUCGCAACGAUGCCAACUGCCAGCAUCAGCUAUUAACUUCGGUUGGUAGUAUUCAUAGAAACGGGGCCUUUGUAGAUUUACUUGCGGUGAAUGGAACCGGGCAUGUUCUGACUGACAUCUUACCAUACCCAUGGCAACAUGGUACGAGAUACUGGAAAGAAAGCCGUAUGGUACGGGAAUGGAGACUUAAUGAGGUGCCGCCUCAUGAGCUGCUUGGCUCGAGGAGUACCGAGUCCACGAGCUUAGAGCCUGCAUGGAGGCAAUUUAUAAGCCUAGAGAAUAUUCCCUGGUUAUCCGAUCAUAUUAUUCAAGGCAAAGUGGUUUUCCCAGCUGCGGCAUAUAUCGCUAUGGUGGGCGAAGCUAUUUUACAGCUGUCACCUGGCGUCGUUAGUUAUACUGUCAGAAACGCCAUAUUCAAGGCUCCAUUGGUGAUAGAAGAAUCUGAGAACGUGGAGGUCAUUACAACUUUGAGGCCAGCUCGACUAAAUGAUUUGGCGGAUUCAGAAUGGUUUUCAUUUACCAUCGCAUCGUAUGACGGUACUAAUUGGAUAAAAAACUGCAGCGGUCAGGUCCGAGCUGGAGCUUGUGGAAACAUUUCUCCUGUGAGUAUAAAGCCAUACGCACGUCGCGUAUCCUCCAGCAAGUGGUACGAUACCCUAGCGAGCUUGGGCCUCUCUUACGGAGCUCAGUUCAGAGGUCUACAAGAUAUCUCAGUUGAUCCUAAGGGCAGCAGAGCUGUGGCUAAAGUCAAUAACAAGGCAGGCUCCCCUGCAUGUCGAUACAGCCUUCACCCAACCAUGAUCGACCAGUGCCUUCAAGUAAUGAGCGUUGCUGGAGCUGCUGGCCUCCCACGGCGUAUUGCCACAGGAGCAAUACCGGCCUCCAUCGAUCAAAUAUUCAUUGGGGAAGGAGAAAACCACAUGGAAGCCACGGUUGAUACGGUCCAAGAAUCUGGUAGCAGCUUGGUCGGUGAUGCAACGGCAAUACUUGGGGAUAAGGUGGUGCUGAAGAUGAAACGAGGCUUGUGUUUCGCGCUGGGAAACAAGAAUGACUCAAUAUCUCCGCAGACUCCGUUGGUAGCACGGAUCCAAUGGAAGCCGGACCCUGACCUCUGCAAACCCGAAGAUCUAUUACCACGAGCAGCUACAUCACUAGGGCGACUGGAUCAGAUGAAGAAAUUAGGUCAAGUCUCGCUUUUAUACAUUCUUGAGACAGCCGAAAGGAUCAAACCCCUGGUACCACAAUCUACCCAUGCUUCUAAGUGGAAAUCCUGGAUACUAUACGAAGACGCUGCUGUUCGAAAUGGAGAACAUACGCUUUUGCCCGAGUCUAAGGCAUGGGCGACACAAUCAAGUGAGGAGCGCCAGGCCCUUAUAAAGAAACUCAGUACUACACAGGCAGACCAGCCUGGCGAGCAUAAUAUUAUAAUCACUUGUACUGAAGUAAUAUAUGAAAAUUGCUUAGAGAUCAUGGCCAACAAAAUCUCUACCCUAGACCUACUGAUGGAGGAAAACCGGCUUGGUCGUAUAUACCAGUUUGACCAGGAAAACAGCGACUGGAGCAUCUUUAUAACUUAUCUCAGUCACUCAAACCCAUGGCUGCGAAUUCUUGAGAUUGGCGCUGGAACCGGAAGCGCCACAGCUGAAGCUUUACGCUCGCUGUGCGUAUCGGGGAUGCCUAUGUACUCCAAAUAUACAUUUACCGAUAUCUCUCCCGGGUUUAUGACAGCUGCCCAGGGUAAGUUCCGGGAAAACGUGAAUAUGGAGUAUAAGGUUCUCGACAUUAGUAGCGAUCCUCUCAAGCAAAGCUUUGUGGGUCAAUCCUUUGACCUUAUCAUAGCAUCAAAUGUGCUCCACGCGACCCCUGUUCUGAAGCAGGCUCUCAAAAAUGUGAAACGCUUGCUAGCUCCACACGGCUGGUUGCUACUUCAUGAGUUGGCUCCAGUGAUGCCAUACGUCGAUUAUAUAAUGGGCACCCUUCCCGGAUGGUGGAUAGGUGAGGAUGACGGGAGAAUAAAUAGACCCUAUAUCAGCCCAGAGGACUGGGAUAAGAAGUUACAAUACGCUGGGUUCACAGGAACUGAGGCAAUACGCUAUGAUUCCGAUACUUACCACCUAUGCGUAGAUAUAAUCACUCGUCCUGCUCCGGUUGAGACCGCCACGCAACCGAUAGUACUGUUGACAGAUGGCUCGCCGGAUCUUUGGGCUGGCAAAGUGUUCUCAGAGCUCGAGAAGCAGAAUUUCAUUGUGGAAUGGGGGAAAUUAGAAGAGGCACCUAGUGGUCAUGCGUGUGUCGUGUUCUUGUUAGAGCAUCGGGAUCCCUUUCUCGCGAAACUGUCUGAAAAGCGAUACCAUUGCCUGCAAAAGUACUUGAUGGGCGUUGGUCAGUCCAAGUUGCUUUGGGUGACAAAAACGACGCAAUUCGACUGUAAAGACCCGGACUGUGGCCUAGUACUAGGGUUUGCGCGGACCCUGAGGCAAGAAAUGAUGCUCGACUUUUACACUCUCGAGAUCGAUGUGUUCGAUACGGAGUCCGCGAAGGCAGUGGGUCCGAUCGUGCGAAAGAUCUUGAAACCUACCAAUAGAGACAAUCAAGACCCAAACUAUGAGUAUGCCUAUCACAAUAACACUGUGUUUACUAGCCAGUGCUACUGGGGCGCAGCAGCAAAUAUUUUGCGCCCAUCGAAACCAGACACUGGCAAGAAGCUGAGCAUGAGUAUCCCUGGCCUCCUUGAUACCUUGGAAUGGCUUGACAGUAGUUAUGGUAGUCUUGGGCAAGAUGAUGUUGAAGUUGAUAUUGACCUUCUCUUCCAGUUCAUGUUAUGGCAUGACGAAGGUAAAAUUAAACCAAUUCGCCCGACUACAGUGUUUGCAGCCUGCGAGGCAAUUGAGGCAUUCCGACUUAUGCAGCAGGGCACACACAUAGGAAAGAUUUUAAUAAGGAUGCCUGAUGAUGCGAGCCAGCUAUCCCAGCGGCCUAGUGAGGUGGAAGUAUUGUUUUCAUCCACUGCAUCAUAUCUCCUAGUAGGCGGCCUAGGAGGCUUGGGCCGUGCAGUUUCCAGAUGGAUGGUAGAACAAGGAGCACGUUAUUUAGUUUACCUUUCUCGCACCGCAGGCUCCACCGAAGAGCACAGCGAAUUCAUUCAAGAAUUAAACGCCAUGGGGUGCCACGUUGAAUGCAUUCAAGGGAGCGUGACAAGAACUGAAGAUGUGCAGGCUGCGAUUUCCAGAUGCAAGAGCCCAUUGAAAGGGGUUUUCCAAAUGUCGAUGUCAUUAAAUGACCGCCCAUUCCCUCAUAUGAGCUACGAAGAAUGGAGCUCUUCGUUGUCCCCAAAGGUUCAAGGGACAUGGAAUCUUCACAAUUCAGUGUUACAAGAGGAUCUAGAUUUCUUCGUUCUGUUCAGUUCUGCAGUAGGCAUUUGUGGACAUGGGAGCCAGGCCAAUUAUGCAGCUGCGAACACAUUCCUUGAUGGUUUUACACAGUAUCGCCGACGAUUGGGCCUUCCAUCCUCCGCCAUUGCCCUCGGCGCUGUAGGCGAGACUGGUCUGGUCGCUCGGGAGGCGAAGGUCAUGCAAGCGAUGCAAUCAAUUGGUAUCUGGCUGCUAAAUGAGGACGAAGUUCUAGAAGGAUUAAAAAAGUGCAUUGGGGAGUCCAAUACAGUUGAUUGCACAGAGUCCGCCGCUCGACUUUCGGCACCAUUGAUCAUUGGACUCGGCAACAACAAGUCGCUAUCUAAUCCCGAUAUACAGACCAUGUGGCGUCGCGAUGCUCGGUUCGCAUCCUACACAAACCUUGAUUCUAUAUCUGUUAAACAGGAGAGCGGUUCCAGUGUUAAUAAAAUACGAGAACUGAUCAUCAAGGCGGAGCUAGAUCCUUUGAUCCUUCUACAAAAAGAAACCGAGACGACUAUUACCCAGGAACUUAAUCAGUUGAUUGCGAAGAGUCUGCCAGGAGCGCAGGACAUGGACGAUGAAGCGAAAACCAGUCUUGCUAUAGAUUCUCUCAUGGCCAUAGAGGUCAGGAAUUGGAUCCGACGGAACUUGCAGGUUGAGAUUAGCUUGCCUGAAAUUUCGAGGGCGCGCACAGCCGGAGGCCUGAUAGACAUGACCCUUACACGUCUGAAAAUGCGAUACCAAGUUUCAGAUACGGAGGGGACGCAAAAUGCGGUCGCCGAAACGUCUUUCGACUUGGACACAUCACGUUGA
This is a messenger RNA of Aspergillus nomiae NRRL 13137, 6639 nucleotides long. RefSeq lists its product as uncharacterized. Gene Ontology annotation, molecular function: phosphopantetheine binding; 3-oxoacyl-[acyl-carrier-protein] synthase activity; fatty acid synthase activity. The record is from RefSeq and is a predicted model, not a curated record. NCBI's taxonomy places the organism in Eukaryota, Fungi, Ascomycota, Eurotiomycetes, Eurotiales, Aspergillaceae. Gene Ontology annotation, biological process: secondary metabolite biosynthetic process; fatty acid biosynthetic process. The transcript has 11 exons. Bases 1 to 6639 code for a protein of 2212 amino acids.